AUGUCGAGCGCCGUGGGCUCCCAUGGCCUGAGCGAUGCUCAUGAUGAUCGCGCUAACCCAGAGCCUCUGCGCAGGUCGCGGAAAGCAGGCAUCGGCGCCCUGCUUGCCAUGAUGCUGCUCGUGAACCUGGCUGCAAGCCUGUAUCAGCUUCCAUUGAACAGGGUGGUUGAACGACGUCUCUGUCGUGAGCACUACUUGUCCACGGAUCCCUCAGUGAUUGACGGGCAUGGAAACGUAGAUGAGAGUCUUUGCAAGGUCGAUGGGGUACAGCAGCGCCUAGCCUGGAUUCAGGGGACUAUGGAAACGGCAUGGAUUGUUGGAGAUUUCGCUGUCACAAUCCCUCUAGGUUUCCUUGCAGAACGAUAUGGACGUCGCACCGUCCUCUGCCUCAAUCUGAUACCGCGUAUCGUGAUGCCAGCAUGGGCCGUGAUUGUUGGUUAUUUCGAACAGAUAUUGCCGACCAAAGCCUUUGUUGCAUCUUCGUUUUUGUCCGUACUGGGUGGAGAUUGCGUCUUCAACUCUAUUACGUAUGCGAUCGCUUCUAACAUGACUGAUGAUCAUGUCCAAAGGGCCACCUACUUUGGAUGGAUGAGUUCCGUCUCUUAUGUUAUCGCACUGCUUGGACCAGCACUUGCGUCAGCCACUAUGAGCUUGCUCUUAUGGCUGCCCUUCUGGAUCGGCAUAUGCUUGCUUCUUUUGGCCUUUCCUACAAUCUCAAUGCUAGAGAGCUCGGCCAGUACACAGGCUUCUUCUCCUCGGGCGAUCAACAGGGAUGAGCAAUCACGGCCACUACUCUCUUCUCCGAUUCUGAAAGCACAAGACUCUAGUCCUUCGCUUUUUAGGUCCAUCGUCCAGCGUUUCGGUACAUUGCGAGAUAUUAUCGCAAGCCACCCCCGCAAUAUGACCCUCUUACUCAUCAGCUUUGUAUUGACCUCUCUUGCAAGCUCGGAUACCAAACUCUUGGUUCAGUAUAUCUCCAAACGCUACCACUGGACAUUCGCUUCCACGGGUUAUCUUCUUUCAGCGAAAGCCGUGGUCAAUUUCACGCUUCUCACAGUCAUUAUCCCCGCGCUACUGCGUUCGCGAGGAGCCACAUCUCGUCAUGUUCCAUCCGAGCUCGCCAGCCACCAGAUGAACAUGCAUUACGCAAAAGUUUGCCUCGUCGUCUCUAUUUUAGGAGCUCUGGCGAUAGCUCUUGCUACACAGAUCUGGAUGUUGGUCCCCUCGCUGUUUCUUUACGCCCUUGGCUCCGCGCUCCCGAUCUUCACUCUGUCCCUGUUGAAAUCGCCAUUUAUUGCCCCGAAGCGAAACGAUGAUCAAACAGGCUCGGCAGACCCAGAGUCUCAUAUAUUUUCCAUCGUUAUGAUGGUCAAGACGUCUGGGUCGCUUCUCGGUGCACCUUUGAUGAUGGUACUUUGGGUUAAGGGGAUUGCUUUGGGAGGUGCAGCUUUGGGUAUUCCUUAUUUUGUGUCUGCAAGUUGUUAUCUUGCAGCUAUUGUGGUACUACUCAAUAUUCGCACCCACUAG
Colletotrichum truncatum is the source of this 1527-nucleotide messenger RNA. Its product is annotated as major facilitator superfamily transporter. Gene Ontology annotation, cellular component: membrane. NCBI's taxonomy places the organism in Eukaryota, Fungi, Ascomycota, Sordariomycetes, Glomerellales, Glomerellaceae. Gene Ontology annotation, biological process: transmembrane transport. The record is from RefSeq and is a predicted model, not a curated record. Gene Ontology annotation, molecular function: transmembrane transporter activity.